AUGUCAGCGGCGAGCUCUGACAUGGUGACAGUGCCUGGUCUAAUGCUGUUGAGGGACACCGGGUGGCGUGGCAGCGUUUACAAGUUGGUGUGGAAGGACCUGCUGGCGUUUCUCUUGGCUUUCUACCUUAUAAACGCCAUAUACCGCUCGCCUCUCUUAGACCAGGAUCAGAAAGAGUACUUUAUGAGGGUCUCGCGAUACUGCAGCAGCCACAGUUCGCUGAUCCCGCUGUCGUUCGUUCUGGGUUUCUACGUGAACUUCGUCUGCGGCCGAUGGUACAUGCAGUACCGCCUGCUGGCUAUCCCCGACAACCUGGCCAUUACGACGUCGGCACUGAUCCCCGGCUCGGACGAGCGGUCGCGCAUGCUACGCCGCACCAUCAUGCGCUACAUCAACCUGGCCUUCAUCAUCACAAUGCGCCUGUGCUCCGUGACCGUCAAGAAGCGCUUCCCGACGAGCGAGCAUCUGGUGGAGGCGGGCUGCUUACUUCCACACGAGAAGGACCUGCUCGACGAACUGGACGCCAAGUCCCCCUACUGCAAGCACUGGCUGCCGCUGCUCUGGGCGAAAACAUUAGUGCUGAGAGCAUACGAGGAGGGUCUGGCCACCAGCGAAAGCAGCAUCAAAUUCUUCCUGGAGGAACUGACAGUUUACAGAACCAAGAAUGGACGGUUGUUGGGCUACGAUUCUAUCCCAAUCCCACUUGUGUACACUCAGGUUGUGACCCUGGCAGUGUACAGCUUCUCCCUGGUCACUGUCAUCGGAAGCCAGACGCCCGGGCUGGAGCCGAACGACGUGGACACCUACGUGCCCGUCUUCGCCAUCCUGCAGUUCGUGUUCUACAUGGGCUGGCUCCGCGUGGCCGAGACGCUCGUCAACCCCUUCGGCGAAGACGACGACGAUUUCGAGGUCAACAGCCGCAUCGACCGCAACAUGCAGGUCUCGUGGAUUUUGGUGGACGAAGUGCAUAACUUGGUGCCGGAAACUACUCGAGACGUGUACUGGGAGGAGAAGAUACCCGUCAGGUUGCCAUACAACAUCGCCUGCGUCAAGCAAACGGCCCACGUGCCCGAGCGAGGCUCCACGGCGGACAUUCUGGUGAGCGAGGAGGAAUCUCACCUAGACCCCUUGCUCGAUAACACUGUCGAGUCCCGUCAGGGUACGCCUCGUGUGUCCAGUGUCCGUCGUCUGAUCCGUCGCCUGAGCCGCCAGAGCAACCAGACGCCACAGCAGUCGCCAGCCCUCCCGUCUCGCCGCUUAUCAGUGCUCGCGAAGACGGCGCUCCACUCGGAGGACGGUAAGAAGGCUAGGCUCUCCGCUCUCUUCGAGGACAGGGUCUCGAAGCACCACAAUGAUUCCCACUCUACCAAGGUCGUCGUCGACAAUCCGUUGCCUCUUGAAACUCAUCUUGCGUCCGGGAAUUGCCUUCCUCCUCGCCACAGCAGCUUUCGUCAUAAUCUCCACAUGAGCCGUCACUGCCAAAGGGCAAAAAUCCGCUCAGAGCCGCGUCACAGCAGUCUUAAUCUGCGGACUCGCUACGGUCUGCCUCGCUCCGGAUUCCUUCACCCCAGUCAGGAGGAACCUGUGCCUUGUCCCACAGCCACUGAAGAAGAGAAUCUCAAUUCCAAGACUUCCCUAAGUUUAGCAAUCCAAGUCUCUUCAGAAGAGGACAACAAAGACGCUCCCAAACCUGUGGACGCUUCACCGACGUCUGCCAGUCACAUCCUUCCUUCAUCAGAAGCUCAGGCUGUGGAGCACGCUAGAGUCACUGAAGCUCCCAGUGACUGCAGCUCAUCCACGAGCAGAAAUACAAAGUCGCGAAAAUGCACGUGCGAGUUUACAAACCGUAAGGAUGUUGUGUCACCCCUGGUACGGCGGCGCGGAGGCUGGGAGGACCUACGGGCUGUGGAAGGGGGAGACUAAAGGAUGGGGAAGACUAAGGAACACUGGAAGAGGGGGCUGCAGACGCUCAAAGGGGGAGACGGAAGGACGCUGGAAGGAGAUGACGCGCGGGGGAAGCCGAGCACCAGGAACUGAAUGCUAUAAAUAAAUCUGAUGAAGAUGUGACAUGGCAAAUAGUGGAAGAAAAAAUGAGGUGAUGGUAUUUAUUAUGAUAUAAUAUUGUACAAUUGGCACAUGUUUCUUUACUAAUUAAAAGAGUAUUAGAUUUU
Messenger RNA from Penaeus chinensis, 2171 nucleotides. Its product is annotated as bestrophin-4-like. The transcript has 10 exons. Gene Ontology annotation, molecular function: chloride channel activity. The record is from RefSeq and is a predicted model, not a curated record. NCBI's taxonomy places the organism in Eukaryota, Metazoa, Arthropoda, Malacostraca, Decapoda, Penaeidae. The coding region runs from base 1 to 1923 and encodes 640 amino acids.